UAACAACCUAAUGGAACCAGCUAGUGGAAGUGAGACUCUGGAUCCCCAGAAGUUAGUCACCAGCCUUUCAAGAAAGCUGUAUGGUAUUAGGCCGGCGAGUCAUAUGAGAUUAUCGAGGGAUAAGGUGAGGGAUUCCUCGGCAUCACUUCCCCAAAUAUCUAAGACGAUGCUAAAAUAAUUACCUGACCAAAAGCAAGAACGUUGGGGUUAGCAAGAAGCUUAAAAUUAUUAAGCUCUAUGAACAUAGUACUAAGGGAACACUCCUAGUUCCUAUUCGAAGGAACAGAAGAAGAAAUCACAAAAUUACUGUGAUUAACCCUUCUACCAAGAUUAAUAGUACCUUUGUUACUAGUCAAGAAGUUCAUCAAAUGAGGAGGCGUGUGAAAGACCAAGAGACUAGUCCAAAGGCGAUGCUACCUAAUGUUUCAAACUUUCUAUUUCCAAAUGCUCCAAGUUCACAAGAACUGGAGGAAAUGUAUGGAAAGAAGAAUCCGAAGCAAAGAAGGAGUGCUUACUUAGACUAUAGGAGAAGCUCUGAGUUGCCAGAUCAGAUUCCAACUUAUUUCAAGCAUGAUGGAAGGAGGGUAUCAAAGAAGUUUAGAGAGAUAGGAAAGAUUUAUAAGCUCAAACAUAUAAGCAAGACAAGAGUAUAGGCUGCUCUGAUUUAUUCUGGAAUAUUUCCGGACGUUACAAAAUUAAAUAAACUUUGU
Messenger RNA from Moneuplotes crassus, 710 nucleotides. The record is from the annotation of a GenBank genome assembly. Lineage: Eukaryota; Ciliophora; Spirotrichea; Euplotida; Euplotidae.